This is a messenger RNA of Aspergillus welwitschiae, 1342 nucleotides long. Its product is annotated as secretion related GTPase srgD. Gene Ontology annotation, cellular component: endosome. Gene Ontology annotation, biological process: regulation of endocytosis. Gene Ontology annotation, molecular function: GTP binding; GTPase activity. The record is from RefSeq and is a predicted model, not a curated record. The transcript is spliced from 3 exons. Bases 261 to 1109 code for a protein of 282 amino acids. Lineage: Eukaryota; Fungi; Ascomycota; Eurotiomycetes; Eurotiales; Aspergillaceae.
AAUCCAGCGUUAUACCCGACUGAGUUUACAUCAUUAUCAUACGAUUAUCUCACCAUAGGCCGACCGAGCACAGGUUGGUACAUCCUUUCUAUUUCUCAAGGCGAGUUUCCGUUCUAUUUUGGGCGCCAUCUUCCAGCAGUUGAUUUUUUUUGGGAGCAUGACUCCUACAGACCUCUAAAGUCCACCGGCAUCGAUCGACCGAACGAAUAUUCACUUAACGUCUCAAGUGCCGGCAAAAGCGACAUUCCUCUGCUGUAUCCAUGUCACAGCCAUGGGAUUAUAUUGCUAAACUUGUCUGCAUUGGGGACUCGGGGACUGGGAAGUCCAGUUUGACGAUCCGACUUUGCGAAGGGCGCUUUUCGUCCUCCCAUGAUGUUACAAUCGGUGUCGAGUUCGGUUCGCGGAUUGUUCCGGUGGGCCCGCCAGCUUCAAAGGCCUUGGGAGGCGAGUUCGACGGUUCUAUCCGCAAUCGUGCCCCUUCAAUUACACCUUCGCCCUUAUUGCCCGCUACGGCUACAACCAGCGAAUCAGUCGCUUCUGGACUGCCCAGUCCUCCACGUAGGGUACAAGAGCUCCAGAAAAGAAUGAAGUUGUCGCUAUGGGACACCGCUGGCCAAGAAACGUACAAAUCUAUUACCCGCUCUUAUUUCCGUGGUGCUUCGGGUGCCCUCCUGGUCUUCGAUAUUACUAGGCCUUCUACAUUUGUAUCGUGCACACAGUGGCUUCAUGAUCUGCGGCAAAUUGCAGAAGACGGCAUCGUAAUUGUUCUGGUCGGCAACAAGAGUGAUCUUGCCGGUGAUGACUCGAGAUCGCAUCAGACGGUCACUAGGCAAGAAGCGGAGGAGUGGUGCCGUUUGAAUAACAUCACACGGUAUGUUGAGACAAGCGCAAAAUCUGGAGAGAACGUGGAGCGUGCUUUUCUUGAGGUGGCUGAGAUGAUAUAUCGCAACAUCGAAGCUGGCAAAUAUGACCUCUACGACCGUCGAAGUGGUGUGAAGGGCUAUGGUGCCACCGGCGGAUCAAACCCGGGUAUCCCAAACACUGUCACUUUAGGCUUGGAUGAUGCCAUGCGCAAGGGUGGAAGUGGCCUGGGAGGAGGCUGUUGUUGAUACAUACAGAAUAUUAUACCUUCUAUCGAGCUUAUUGUUCAAAGGUGGAACGGAACCAUAUCUUGUGCGAACAUGUAAUAGUCCUUAUAGUCGCCCUUGCGGAAGUAUGGUUCUAUGAAAAUAUAGAAUAGCCUCGGAUUUCGCCCAUAAAUCUCUAGGUGACCUUAGAUCAUAUACAUCUCGAAUUAAUGAGAAUCAAGGCAGUUGGUACAGAAGUAUGAAGCAAUAAAUAC